Molecule: messenger RNA, 1201 nt
Organism: Lactuca virosa
Lineage: Eukaryota; Viridiplantae; Streptophyta; Magnoliopsida; Asterales; Asteraceae
Source: the annotation of a GenBank genome assembly
AAUAAGUGUAUUCCACCUGGCCGAUAAAUAAUCCAUCCAUAAUUCAAUGCCCCUUUUUUACCCGGGCUAAUUCAGUAACCCAAGUACUCUGGGGACUGGGGGGUUCGCCACUGGAACAAAACUGUACGGACAAUUCCAAUCUCUCGUUUAACAUCCGGGUUGAUUACUAGAUAUGGGGGUUUACCUAAGCACACCUAAAACUGAUAAAACAUCCGACGAUGGUGAGAAUGAGAAACUGAGAUAUGGAGUCUCAUCCAUGCAAGGGUGGCGCACAUCAAUGGAAGAUGCUCAUGCUGCUUUACUUGACUUGGACAACUCCACAUCUUUCUUUGGCGUUUAUGAUGGCCAUGGAGGUCAGGCAGUCUCUAAGUUCUGUGCCAAAUAUCUUCACCAGCAAGUCCUGAAGCAGGAAGCUUAUGCUGCUGGUGAUAUUGGAACUGCUGCCCAGAGAUCUUUUCUCAGAAUGGAUGAGAUGAUGUGUGGACAACGUGGCUGGAGAGAGUUGGCUAUAUUGGGAAAUAAAAUGGAUCAAUUCAGUGGCAUGAUAGAGGGACUAAUUUGGUCACCAAGGGGUAACGAUUUAAAAGGUCUAAAUGAUAAUUGGUCUACUGAGGAGGGACCACAUUCUAAUUAUGAGGGACCCGCAUGUGGCAGCACAGCUUGUGUGGCAAUCAUCCAUAAUAAUCAACUUGUUGUAGCAAAUGCUGGUGACUCUCGUUGUGUCAUAUCCCGCAAGGGUCAGGCUUAUAAUUUAUCAAAAGACCAUAAGCCUGAUCUUGAAGUUGAGAGAGAAAGGAUAUAUAAAGCUGGUGGUUAUAUUCAUUAUGGUCGAGUUAAUGGGAGUCUAAACUUGGCUAGAGCUAUCGGUGAUAUGGAGCUGAAAAAAGAUAAAACACUUCCCCCUGAAAAACAAAUUCUAACUGCAAAUCCUGAUAUAAACACGGUUGAGCUUUGUGAUGAUGAUGAUUUUCUUGUUCUUGCCUGCGAUGGAAUAUGGGACUGCAUGUCAAGCCAGCAACUUGUAGACUUUGUUCAUGAACUACUAAAAACUGAAAGUAAGCUUUCAAGAAACCCCAAUCUCAAUCUGGCCCAUCUACUUCACAUUCACAUCCACCACCCGAUUCAUCUAACGAUCAGGAAGUGCCUGGAUCAGAUUAGCCGGAUACAGUACAGAUUAUUACUGAAUGCUGUUUUGUAUUAG